This is a messenger RNA of Cariama cristata (Red-legged seriema), 607 nucleotides long. Its product is annotated as adenylate cyclase type 1-like. The transcript is spliced from 3 exons. The annotation marks the transcript as partial. Lineage: Eukaryota; Metazoa; Chordata; Aves; Cariamiformes; Cariamidae. Gene Ontology annotation, biological process: cAMP biosynthetic process; intracellular signal transduction; adenylate cyclase-activating G protein-coupled receptor signaling pathway. The record is from RefSeq and is a predicted model, not a curated record. Gene Ontology annotation, molecular function: adenylate cyclase activity.
AUAUGUGUAUGUCAGCUGUUCUGUACAGGGAACCUCGAUUUCAUGAACUGUAGUUCACUUCAUUUGACGACAAAAGGAUUCCUUGAAUGACUGCAUAGUAUUGGAGAAGAUUUUAUCCUGUAAAUAUUGGAAUAUUUAUAUGAAUAAUAAAACAUUUCCCAUUCUGCUUUUAUUAAAGGAAAACCACUGCAGAAGAAUAAAAAUCCUAGGGGAUUGUUACUACUGUGUAUCAGGACUGACCCAGCCCAAAACAGAUCAUGCCCAUUGUUGUGUUGAAAUGGGACUGGAUAUGAUUGACACCAUCACAUCUGUUGCAGAAGCCACAGAGGUUGAUCUCAACAUGAGAGUUGGAUUGCAUACAGGCAGGGUGCUUUGCGGGGUCCUGGGCCUCCGAAAAUGGCAAUAUGAUGUCUGGUCAAAUGAUGUGACUUUAGCUAAUGUAAUGGAAGCUGGAGGACUGCCUGGGAAAGUUCACAUUACAAAGACCACCUUAGAGUGCCUAAAUGGGGACUACGAGGUAGAGCCAGGAUAUGGUCAUGAAAGGAACAGUUUCUUGAAGAAGCAUAAUAUCGAAACAUUUUUUAUUGUGCCAUCCCAUCGUAGGAAG